AUGGAUGGAGGCAGCGUAGCCCAAAAACCUGCUGGUGCCAGCAUCCCACGCGCCGUCAGGGACGCCCUCUCCUAUUGGGGAGUCUUCAUCAACCAGUGCAUCUGCAAGCGCCUGGAAACCGACCGGUUCGAAUCGUUUGCCCGGCUUGCCUAUGCGAAGCACCCGCUACCGGCUGCAGCCAUUGCCGACCUGUUCCUGCGUCCCCGACCCAACAAUGACGAGAGUUUGGACCCGCGAAUACCUCCGUACCUUCAGGUUCUCAAUAAUCUGGAAUAUACCGAUGCGCCCAGCAUAUUCAGAGCUCUAUACAAGUAUUCGUCGUCACAUGCGCUAGUCGAGCGACAGCAGCUCCCUCCCAACGGCGAAGAGGAAAACAAAGCUAAAGAUGGCGCCGAUGGGGAGGGGAAAGGCUCAGGGGAAGGGGAGAGCAAGGAAAACUCGGACAAGCCUUUGCGGUGGAGGAAUUCGUACUGGGCCGAAGACCACAUAUUCUACGCGAUCACGAGAUCGAUCGUGGAGGGCCGAGCGGUAAGAGAUUCAACGACGGCUCUAGAAGUAGUGGAGAUUCUGUCGAAAUGGAUGGGUCUGUUCACGGCAGCCUCGGCGGCAUUUGCGACGGAUUUGCUGGGAGAGAUGCAGAGCGCACAAGUCGAGUUCGAGUCGUCAAGAGCCGGUCUCGUGGCCGUGCUCAUGUGUCUUCGAGACAACCCAGCGCUGCUGCACGCCAUCGCUCGCCCCAUAGCGAAAGGUAUACCGCAUCCUCGCAUGUCGCGGCAAUAUCCCGAGUAUGCCUUUACUGACCUACGGCUCAUAGCUGCCCGCAAGGAUCUCGCUGAGAACCUGUCCAACUUCGUGCCCACUCUACAUCUGGGCAACUCGAUCACAGAAAGGGGCAUCUUCGAGAAGCUGGAGAACUUCCGAACCGUGACUCUGGCAAGCCUUGACCCCAUUGAUGAAAAGAAGCAGGCGGCAGAUGCUGCAAUAAGUGAGAUCAUUGACUCGGCUGUGGGCGGCCUUGAGUCUUUCGUUAUUGAUGAUAUUCCUUUUACUAAUACCCGUGCGGGUUUGUACAUUUACGUCAGCGCCUUGCUAGUUGGACGACCAUUGGUGGAUGAUGCUACCCUCUUCAGCUACCUAACAAAUCGCUACCAGGGCAACAUUCAAGCUGCAGCAAUCGAUCUCAUUCUGGCGGCCUUUGACGUUCUCGCCAAUGCCGUCUUCAGGAACAGCGGUAAGGAGGAUGCCCAGCUCCUUCGAUCAUUUCUGAUCAACAAAGUGCCGUUGCUGCUAUGCCAACUCUUCGCCCCAGGGUUCGCAACCGCGUCGGCAGAAGUCUGCAUUACGCAGGCUCUGGCCCAAGUAGACACAAGUCUCUUCCCAACGGCGUCUCUCAUGUUUGACGAGUCACGGAACAACAACAAUAACCCAUAUACCGAGAGUGCACGGGAGGAAUUCUGUGCGGCUUGCGUGCUGCAUGGCCUCGUGGAGCGAGAGCAUGUGGAAAGAAUUCUGGGAGAGAUGUCACUGGGGUAUGAGCCAAAAAAGUACUCCAAGGACGAUUUGGUUCGGGAUUAUUUAUCUCAAACCGAUAAAAUCAGUGGGGUCGUCGCAGAUCUUGACAAGAUGGACGGGAAUGUCGGCGCUGUUUGCCAGGCAAUUGUAGAGGUCAUUCGACAACUGUGCAGCGGUAAGGAAACGAUGUCAUUGAAGUCGUUAUGUAUUGAGCUUGUACAAAAACCGCAAGCCCUCGAUAUCUUGCUCUUGUUCGAGAGAGUGCCUACUAUUUUGGCACCAAUUUGCCAGUUACUCGAUAAGUGGCACUACGAGGAGGACCAGGCAGAAUACCAACCGGUCUACGAAGAGUUCGGCGGCAUUCUUCUCUUGGUCUUCACCUUUGUCAACCGCUAUAAUCUCUCGCCCGCUGAUCUGGGCCUGUACUCUGCAAAUUCAAGCGUGCGAAAGAUUCUAAGCCGGUCUCACAUGAAUUACGAUAUGGAAGGAUUGUCCGACCAGGAGAAGCAGCACCUCGGAGGUUGGAUACAAGGGCUCUUUGGAAGCGAGGCGGGUGGCUUGGGCGAUGAGCUCAUGUCCUCGUGCCCCCCUCAAAACUUCUAUCUGAUAGUAGCACCCUUGUUUUGCAACAUUGUUAUAGGUUAUGCUCACGGACAUCUCACGGACGAAAGCCUUAAGAGUGGUGUCGAAUUCUUCGUGGAACCGUUCUUAUUACCGUCGCUUGUUCCGGCGAUCAAGUUUCUUGCAGACUACCUUUGGAUUGAUCAGAAGGAGCAAAAAGCUGUUCUCAAGGUGCUCCAACUUUUCCUGCUUCCCAACGCAAUCUCCACUGAAGCCAGUUCUAUGCUCGCAUCCGUAAAGAAGAUCAUCGCAACGCCACUUGAGCAUGCUCUUCGCACGUAUCAACGUCGUGAUCCACAAAAUCAGGAAAUCAAUCCCUUACUCAGUGCUAUCAAAGAGAGCAUCCUAAUUUCCAGGCGGACGGGCCUGGCGGAAAAUAACGAACUUGAGCAGUGGGCUCAAGCGCCACCAAGUGGCUUCUGGAGUUCGAUCAAGACUACGACUCAGGGUCUCGUCCAGUGGAGUGCACAAUGGAGCCUGCAGCCCAAUAUUAUGCCUACUACUUACACCCAUCGGCAAAUUAUUGCUGGUAUCAAGAUGAUGUCGGCGCAGAGAGUGUUGAGCGCUAUAAUAGACGAGGUCAAAACAGCGACCGAGGACACCAGGGCGCAAUCGCCAAGGGGCAACAUUCAGCCUGGUGACGUGAGAGUGCAAGCGGCCUACGAUGUGGCCACGGCGCUCAUCUGUGCACCGAACGUGACAAACGAGCCUUCGGCACCAAGCGUCGAGAACCCUGGGGAUGAGCCACAGCCAGUCAUACCAACCCUUCAACGAGCACUCACGCUACGUGACGCCCUGAGGCUGGAGGCGCAGGGUUUCAAGGCGACGCAGAAGAAGGAUCCAAUUCUAGCAGAAAUUAUUGUACGCUUACAUCGCAAGGUCGAGGCACAGAUGCAGAUUAACCUUCCGCCUGCGCCCCCGAUGCUUCCGGCGCCUGACAUGACUCUUGACAUGAGUGCCGCCCCGGAGGUCUCACUGAACGACGCAAUGGCAGCCAUGCAAAACGAUGUCGGGGGUGCAGGUCUGGACAUGUCGGGGAUCGACGGCCUUGGAGGUCCCUCGUCGGCUGGCGUCGGUGACCCGAAUGGAGACGGCGACUUAUUUGGCAUUGACAGCACCAGCCUGGAUGACUUUGAUUGGGGUAGCACAAUGGAGUUGGGUUAG
Molecule: messenger RNA, 3297 nt
Organism: Clonostachys rhizophaga
Lineage: Eukaryota; Fungi; Ascomycota; Sordariomycetes; Hypocreales; Bionectriaceae
Source: the annotation of a GenBank genome assembly